This is a messenger RNA of Macrosiphum euphorbiae (potato aphid), 243 nucleotides long. The record is from the annotation of a GenBank genome assembly. NCBI's taxonomy places the organism in Eukaryota, Metazoa, Arthropoda, Insecta, Hemiptera, Aphididae.
AUGCCGUCGCUACAACCAUUUCCUCGUCUCCGGUAUAGGCGCGCGGCCGUCCGUAUUGCGUACGAUGAUCGAACGGUUUCGCGUGUCACGCACGACCAGCCCAGCGAAGACCCUUCUUGUCGUAAUACGUCUAUGUCGCAGCAUCCACCCCUAACCCCCCAAAAAAGUCGAUUACCACGGUCCGUCGCUGGUUUGUGUCGGUGCAUGGCGCAGGUAGCCGAUUCGGCAUCUCAAGAAUGUUAG